This is a messenger RNA of Cinclus cinclus, 960 nucleotides long. RefSeq names its product cyclin dependent kinase 5 regulatory subunit 2 (gene CDK5R2). Gene Ontology annotation, cellular component: protein kinase 5 complex; cytoplasm. The transcript has a single exon. Bases 1 to 960 code for a protein of 319 amino acids. Lineage: Eukaryota; Metazoa; Chordata; Aves; Passeriformes; Cinclidae. Gene Ontology annotation, molecular function: protein kinase binding; cyclin-dependent protein serine/threonine kinase activator activity. Gene Ontology annotation, biological process: activation of protein kinase activity; brain development; positive regulation of cyclin-dependent protein serine/threonine kinase activity. The record is from RefSeq and is a predicted model, not a curated record.
AUGGGCACGGUGCUCUCCCUCUCCCCCGCCGCCUCCUCGGGCAAGGGCGGCGGCGGCGGCGGGGGGCUGCUGGCCGAGAAGGCGCCGGGAAGGGUGCCGGGCAAGGGCGAGAGCCGGCUGAAGCGGCCCGGCGUGCUCAUCUCGGCGCUGACCUGGAAGCGUCUGGUGGCCGCCUCGGCCAAGAAGAAGAAGAGCACCAAGAAGGUGACGCCGAAACCCGGCGGCGGGGCCCCGGGGGGGGCCCCCUGCCAGCCCGACCCGCUGGUGGUGCAGCGCAACCGCGAGAACUUGCGCAAGUCGGUGGUGGGGCCGGCCGACGGCGUCAAGCAAGGCCCGCUAGCCGUGCCCGUGCCCACAGUGCCCUCGGCGCCGCAGGAGCUGCACCCGGGCUCCGGCGGGGGAAAGCCUCCACCGCCGCCGGCCAGCAGCCGCCCCGCGGGGUCUCCGCGCCGCGUGGUGGUGCAGGCGUCCACCGGUGAGCUGCUGCGCUGCUUGGGGGACUUCGUGUGCCGCCGCUGCUACCGCCUGAAGGAGCUGAGCCCCGGCGAACUCAUCUCAUGGUUUCGUAGCGUGGACCGCUCGCUGCUGCUGCAGGGCUGGCAGGACCAGGGCUUCAUCACCCCGGCCAACCUGGUGUUCGUCUACCUGCUGUGCCGGGAAGCGCUGAGGGGCGAAGACAUCGGGAGCCAGGCCGAGCUGCAGGCCGCCUUCCUCACCUGCCUCUAUCUCGCCUACUCCUACAUGGGGAACGAGAUCUCCUACCCGCUCAAGCCCUUCCUGGUGGAGGGAGACAAGGGGCGCUUCUGGGAGCGCUGCCUGGGCAUCAUCCAGCGCCUAAGCGCCAAGAUGCUGCGAAUCAACGCGGACCCGCACUACUUCACGCAACUCUUCCAGGACCUCAAGAGCGAGGGUGAGGGCGGAGACGGGUCCAAGCACUGGACGAUCAGCCUGGACCGUUAG